This is a messenger RNA of Racocetra fulgida, 146 nucleotides long. Lineage: Eukaryota; Fungi; Glomeromycota; Glomeromycetes; Diversisporales; Gigasporaceae. The record is from the annotation of a GenBank genome assembly.
AUAUAAUUUCUGCAAAAUCUAUGAGUGAUUUUUUGAUAGAUCUAGAAACAAAAAAUAAUAUAAGUGUAGAGUUAGUAGCUGGUGAAAUGUUUGAAGCAACAAAUUUAGUUAUAGAAAUAGAAUUAGAUAAUGAACAGGAUAUUUAA